This is a messenger RNA of Penicillium alfredii, 4308 nucleotides long. RefSeq names its product AAA family ATPase peroxin 6 (gene pex6). The transcript has 4 exons. The coding region runs from base 1 to 4308 and encodes 1435 amino acids. Gene Ontology annotation, biological process: protein import into peroxisome matrix. Gene Ontology annotation, cellular component: peroxisomal membrane; cytosol. Gene Ontology annotation, molecular function: ATP hydrolysis activity; ATP binding. Lineage: Eukaryota; Fungi; Ascomycota; Eurotiomycetes; Eurotiales; Aspergillaceae. The record is from RefSeq and is a predicted model, not a curated record.
AUGGACUUGGAGCAUUACGGGCAGGGGCCCCAUCAGCCCCGCCAACGGAGACGCAGAGCUGGAAAAAGGCGAUUGCGCAACAGACCUCCGAUUGCUGCGCGUCUGGCGCUUGAUUCUCAGUUGCGUGGGAAUGUCGGGGUUCUAUCCGAAGAUCUCGCCAACGACCUCUUCCAGCACCAGAGCCUUGCAGGCGCUCCCUCGGAUGACGGAGUCCUCUAUGUUGCAAUUUCCCCGCAUACGCCCAACUACAUUCCGGUCGAGGACCAGGCAUGGACGAUCCUCCCCGUGCACAUUCAGACUCCCGGAAGGUCCCACACCUCAAUAUCCCACUCGACGGUGCUUUUCCCGGACUCGGCAGACUCGAUUCAGCCCUUCCUCCAAGCAUUGGGGAAGCUUGAUCCAUCGCGCCAGGCGCUGCAGACGCAUCGUGCUGUCGAAAUUCGGAUUCUGGAUGUCACCCCACUCCACCUGGAUACAAUUUUUGUCACCGUAGAGCGCCACCUCCUUCGCAAUCAUGAUGAUGUUCAGAACAAGUUCGGGGGUGGGUUCACGUCGAAUCCGCUAGGGCUGGAUCGACUUCGAGGCAAGGCAGGCAAGGCGGCAGACACGAAGAAGCUUUCCAAGAAAGCGGCCGCCGAUGUUGAACAUCGCCUCACUGCCGCAGUCCGAGAGGCUCUCGGGGCCCAGCGGAUUGUGCAUACCGGGGAUGUGUUGCCACUCCCACUUCCGCCGCACCCGAUCACCUAUGCGCCGGCACCCCCUGCGCGGAUCUCGUUCUGUGAACCCGUAUCGCAGGGACUGCUGAUGCCAACGACUAAGAUCGUGCUUGUUCAGGCUCGCCCUCAGGGUCAUCGCGCGCCGCAGACGCUUCCCCCAAAAUCUGCGCUCCUGAAACAAGUGGCCGAAGAUGAGGCUGAUGAUACCUCCAACGAGCAGUUUUACUCUGCUGCAGAGGACAAGGAGAGUGGGACGGAGAUGGAGAGCACAUCGGCUGCUGAAGAGUCGGAGACGGAGGGCUCGGCAGCCGCCGUCAGGCGUAAUGUCGUCCAUGACUUCUGCAACCCCCGGGCAGGUGGUCGACGAGCAGAUGGGAUCCACACACCCGGCUCGGUGGCAUCGAAUUUCACGUCUGCAACAAUGCGUCCCGGGCGUGGUGGAGGCAAGACGUUUAAAGUCGAAGGACUGCUGCAGCAGGUACCUAACGAAGUUUUACACCCACGACCUCGCGACGAUGAGGAUGUCGAUUGCUUUAUUUUCGUUGAUAUUAGCACGCUUGCCAAGAUUGGCUGCUUCUCGGGUGACUGGGUGAGAAUCGAAGCCGCCGAGGAGCCUCAACUCAACAUGUUCGCAUCCCUCAAGUUCGGGAGCUUUAAUGAAUCCCCAGAAGAUUCCGGCGACUGGCGUCCAGUCAAGAUCUUUGGUUUGCCGGGUCUUCCGUCAUCGAAGCCGCGAUAUGCCAUCAACCACUCCGGUGAGCGCCGGUCUAGUAUCUCGCAACGCCCACCCACGCGCUUGACUCCUUCGGUUUUUGUUCCUCCGUUGCUUCUUGGGAACAUCGAGAACCCCAAGUAUCUGCGGAUAUCGCCCAUGACAUUUGCCGCACCCAAUGGCUCUUCAAAGCCUGGUCUUUUGCACCAUGUGAAAAACACUGCGGCCAAGAACCCACCUCUAGCAAAGGAAGUCACUCUGUUGAAAGUUUCCACGCCUCUUUCGAUGGAUCGAGUCCUUCAACCAGCGUUGUUCGCUGGACUGAAGCAGUAUUUCGAAUCACGACGGCGCAUCAUGAAGAGUGGUGAUUUGGUUGGUAUCAGUGUCGACGAAGGGCUCGGCAAAGCGGUCUUCUCUGGGAGUGCAGGUGGCGAUGCUGCAAUUCAAGAAGACGACAUUACCGCACGGCUCGGACAGGUUGCUGAUCAGGAGCAAGUUGGACCCCGCAAGGUUGGCGUGGCUUGGUUCCGCGUUGGACAAGUGGCUCCCAGCAUCGUCGAGGAGCUGGAAGAGACAGGCGAGGACCAGUGGGGUGGAGUGGCUGUCAUUGACCCAACCACCACACGGAUGGUGCAGGCCGGCAGUGACAUCAGUCGCGUCCCUGGUGUCCUGGGCAAUGGGUGGGAGUAUUGGUUGGGAGUCAAAACCAUCCCGAAGACCAUUAGUGACAUUCCGGCACCACACGGCAUUUUCCCCGAACCGCCGCAAGCAUAUAUUCCACCUCUGCAACAGCGAAUCCGUGAUUUGAUGACUGCAGCGACAAGCCCCCGUGCAAUCCAUUUGGGGAUGAAGCCCGUCGUCAUUCUUCUCCAAUCUCAGCAACGACACAUCGGCAAGGCAACUAUUGCGACACGUGCGUGUGCGGAUAUUGGCCUCCACAUUUUCCCUAUCGACGCAUACGAUAUCUUGACCGAAGGCGGUGCGAAUGGCGGCGACGUCAAAACCGAGGCCUAUUUGAAGGCGCGAGCUGAGCGAGCCCUCCACUGCGGCUCAAACUGCACCGCCCUUCUCAUUAGGCAUAUCGAGGUCCUCACCGCCGAUCGCAUGGUUACCGCAAUGAUGGAUAUUGUGAACGACGCCAGAGUGAUCAUUGCUACUACGACUGACGUCGAGCAAAUCCCCGAGGGAAUUCGCACCAUGUUCAGCCAUGAGUUCGAAAUGACAGCUCCGGAAGAGAAGGAGCGUGAAGGCAUCUUGCGGAAUGCCGUGACUGAGCGCAGCAUGAAACUGGCUGCCGACGCUGAUCUGGGAACUGUCGCCUUGAAGACUGCUGCGCUAGUUGCGGGAGACCUGGUCGACGUCGUGGAACGGGCCGCUGGGGUGAGAGCGGCCCGCCUCGAGAAUUUAGCGGAGAAUGCAAACAAGCAGCUUUCUGGUUCCAAUGUUUCUGUCCGGGACAUUCUACUCGCUGGAGGAGAUGGUGCACGAGGCGUCACCAAAACCGAUUUCGACACUGCCGUUGAAGCGGCUCGAAAGAAUUUCGCUGACUCAAUCGGCGCGCCCAAGAUCCCUAACGUCAGCUGGGAUGAUGUUGGCGGAUUGACCAAUGUCAAGGAUGCCUUGACCGAGACCAUUCAGCUGCCGCUCGAAAGGCCCGAGCUCUUUGCAAAGGGAAUGAAAAAGCGCAGUGGUAUUCUGUUCUAUGGACCCCCGGGUACGGGUAAGACGCUGCUUGCCAAAGCCAUCGCCACUGAGUUUUCCUUGAACUUCUUCUCGGUCAAGGGCCCGGAAUUGCUCAACAUGUACAUUGGUGAGUCCGAAGCCAAUGUGCGGCGGGUAUUCCAGCGAGCACGAGAUGCUCGUCCCUGUGUUGUGUUCUUCGACGAGUUGGAUUCCGUUGCACCAAAGCGUGGGAACCAAGGCGACAGCGGUGGUGUCAUGGACCGUAUUGUCAGCCAGCUUCUUGCCGAGUUGGAUGGAAUGAACGGAGGCGAGGAAAACUCUGGUGGAGUUUUUGUCAUCGGCGCAACCAACCGACCUGAUCUGCUGGACACCGCUCUUCUCCGUCCUGGACGUUUCGACAAGAUGCUCUACCUUGGCGUGUCGGAUACCCACUACAAGCAAGCCACCAUCCUCGAGGCCCUCACUCGGAAAUUUACCCUCCAUCCAGAGAUUUCGCUGAAUCGGGUUGCGGAGCGGCUGCCUCUGACCUACACUGGUGCAGAUUUGUAUGCUCUCUGCUCCGAUGCCAUGCUGAGAGCGAUCACACGAAAAUCCACUGCAGUGGAUGACAAGAUCAAGCAUCUGCCUGGUGGCCCGGUCAGCACGGCGUAUUUUUUUGACCACUUUGCAACCAAGGACGAUGUGGCAGUGAUGGUCACAGAAGAGGACUUUUCCUCGGCACAAGGGGAGCUGGUUCCCAGUGUUAGUGCCAAGGAACUGGAGCACUUCGAACGCAUUCGCCAGACCUUUGAAUCGGUUGAUAAACAGAAGGAGGACUCAUCUGCUGCCGCUCCACAGACAAUUGCAGAGGCGAUGGAGGCAUUCAGUUUGGGAGCAUCUGGGGAGAUGGACGAUGCGUCACCGAUCACCAAUGGUGAUCAUCGUCCGUCUGGCAGCAUUCAUGAACGCAUCAAAGGUCUGAAACAAUGGCCUGGGAGUGUCGUCCGCAGCCCCAGUGGGCAGUCUAUUACAAGCAGCAAAGGUAAAGGCAAGAGUGUCUCUGGGAAGAAAGGAAAAGGGUCUCGAGCAGGGGUAGACUCCGAUGCCUCUGUUGACGGUGAUGAUGAGGAUAUGGCUGAUGGGGUGGUGGAUGAGGAUGAGGACGACUAUAUCGUGCGGACUGACCACCUUGUGAAUCCGAUGGAGGAGGUUGAAUAG